CUCCGUCGAUUACGAUCAGGCUCAGCUUCAUCAGAGAAGACCCAUAGAAAAGGGACUCGCGACACCUUCUUGCUCCGACGCCUCCUCAAGUCCUGCUGCACAGUGAAAGAAGGUAGGCAGAUACAUGGGCAUAUCAUCAGGCUAGGUUUUAAACAACUCAUCUUCCUCCAAACUGCUCUCAUAGCCAUGUACUCAUCGUCUAGCUGCAGCCUAGUGACCGAUGCGCAUGCAGUGUUUGAUGAGAUGAAACACAGAAAUUUUGUUGCUUGGAGUGCCCUGAUCACAGGUUACGUGCGCAAUGGGAAGCCCAACAAGGCCCUCAAGCUCUUCCGGGAGAUGCAGGAGGAGGGCUUAGAGCCUGAUCAAGUCACGUUGGCCAUUGCACUCUCUGCAUGCGCUGAUCUUGGUGCAUUACAGACAGGCGAAUGGAUCCAUGCUUAUGCAUUAAAGAACAAUAUCACACCUGAUCUCUGCCUCGUGAACGCACUCAUAAACAUGUAUGGAAAGUGCAGCAAAGUCGAGAUUGCCCGGCACUUGUUUGACAACCUCGCCUACAGGGACAUCACCUCAUGGACCUCCAUGAUUGCCGCCCAUGCCUUGCAUGGAGAAGCUUUGAAGGCCCUGGGGCUCUUUGGAGAGAUGGAGGGCGAAAACAUCAAACCCAAUGAAGUCACCUUCGUGGGCAUAUUAACAGCUUGCAGUCAUGCAGGGCUCGUAGAGCGUGGGAGACAGCUCUUUGAGAGCAUGCACAAGGAAUAUGGGAUCAUGCCUAAAAUGUCACACUAUGGGUGCAUGGUCGACCUGUUGUGUCGAGCAGGCCGACUCACGGAUGCCUACGGCUUCAUCCAGUGCAUGCCAUUCCCACCCAAUGCAGUGGUGUGGCGCACCUUGCUCAGUGCAUGCAGCCUUCACGGAGACAUGGAGCUGGGGGCAAUUGCAAGGGAUUAUUUGGCAGAGCUGGAGCCGGGGCAUGUGGGCGACGAUGUGGUCUUAUCCAACAUGCAUGCUGCAGUGGGUCAGUGGGAUGAGAAGGCAGCCGUGAGGAAGAGAAUAAAGAGUAGAGGGAGACGGAGGCUUCCUGGAUGCAGUUUGAUUCAAGUAGAAGGCACAGUUAAUGAGUUUGUUAUCGCAGACAAUAAACACCCUCUCUCUGAGGAGAUAUAUGAGGUCCUCAAGGGGAUGUCUCAAAAUUUAGCAUCGUCAGACUAUCUAUGUUGAUGAUGCACAAUGAGGGCAUCCCCUUUUCUUUACUGAUCCUUCUUCAGAUUGUAUUUUAGUGUACCUAAUAAUUAAUUGAAUGGAGCCAACUGAAAAUGGACUUCUUCAUGUAAAGCAUUAUCACCGGCAGAGAUGGAGUCAAAAAGUGUAUUGACAAUUCUCCCUUCUAUUUCUUUUUUUUUUCCUUGUUUUGGAAGGGAGGGGAAGGACCCAUCUUGUGGGCUGCGUGAUUCCCAUUUGGGACUCUUUAAGAUUCAAUACAAGCUAACCUUUCAUUCAAAAUUCUUACCAUUCAAUUACUAAUAUUCCUUUUGGAAAAGAACUAUUUCGACGUGCAUCGUGUGAAUCAUAAAUUUAAUACAAAGUCAACAGUU
Molecule: messenger RNA, 1592 nt
Organism: Amborella trichopoda
Lineage: Eukaryota; Viridiplantae; Streptophyta; Magnoliopsida; Amborellales; Amborellaceae
Source: RefSeq, a predicted model, not a curated record